Zingiber officinale is the source of this 2134-nucleotide messenger RNA. Its product is annotated as meiosis regulator and mRNA stability factor 1-like. Bases 148 to 1944 code for a protein of 598 amino acids. The record is from RefSeq and is a predicted model, not a curated record. Gene Ontology annotation, molecular function: RNA nuclease activity. Gene Ontology annotation, cellular component: peroxisome. Lineage: Eukaryota; Viridiplantae; Streptophyta; Magnoliopsida; Zingiberales; Zingiberaceae. Gene Ontology annotation, biological process: regulation of gene expression. The transcript is spliced from 3 exons.
AGAACGCGUCCCCGGCCAAUUUCUGAGAUUAAUAAACCGACAAUAAAGACACCCACUGCUUAGCGACGAAGGAAAGAGCGAGCGAGAGCGAGAUGGCCGCUGGAAGCUAUUGAUCCUCGCCGGAACCUAGAGAAGAGGGGUUAGGCUAUGGGAGGGAGCAGCGGAUCUGUGCCGACUGGCCCGGUGGUGGAGGAUGAGUAUGCCACUGUGAGGACGUCGGUGUGGUGGGAUAUCGAGAACUGCCAGGUUCCCAGGGCAUGCGAUCCGCACCUGAUCGCCCAAAACAUAAGCUCAGCGUUGGCGGAGAUGGGGUACCGCGGCCCCGUCUCAAUCUCUGCCUUCGGAGACACAAGCAAGAUAGCCCAGCCCGCGGUGCAAGCGCUGAACAGCACCGGCAUCGCCCUUAACCACGUCCCUGCCGGCGUCAAAGAUGCAAGUGAUAAGAAGAUUUUGGUUGACAUGUUACUUUGGGCAGUUGAUAAUCCACCUCCUGCGAACUACUUGUUAAUAUCUGGUGAUCGUGACUUCUCAAAUGCACUCCACCAACUUAGUUUUCGGAGAUACAACAUUCUUCUUGCCCAACCACCAAGUGUAUCACAAGCCCUUGUUGCAGCAGCAAAAAGUGUCUGGAACUGGAAGGACCUUGUGGUUGGUGGUCCGCCAUUGGCUAUGUUGCCCGGCAUUGAAGAUACAGCUAAUGGCUAUUCUGCUAAUGCCAAAGUUGAUAAUCGCACAAAAGGGAAACAAAGGAAACAAUCAAAUCCUAUCCAGUCAACUAGUGGCAAAGCCUCGACGCCAUGCACAGUCAAUCAGCCGCUGGCAAGCCAAGCCCUUCCUGCUCAUGUUAGUAGCCAACAAUUUAGCAAUAAUAUAAAAAAUCCUGAGCAAUUGUCUCCCUCAACUAUACCUAGUAGUGAAUUCCAGGACAGGUUGCAAGGGAAGAAUACUAGUCUGUUUCCUCAGUCAUCAAUUCCAAAGCAACCUUCUCAGCCUUCUGAAGCAAUGCCUUUUAAGGCAACUCCUCAUGAGCUUUUUCAAGGAAAUUGGCCCAACUCUUCUAGUGGUCAUGUAGCAAAUUAUGCAGCAUCUAAGCCUGAUUUUGCCCUAGAACAUGGAAAUACCUUUCCUAGUAACCACAAAUCACAUCAGCCUCAGCUACUAAAACCAAGUGAUUUAUUGCCUCCACAGCCUAAUAGUCAACCUGGGCAUUCGUCUUCAACAAAGUCGCCAAACUAUAACUAUGAUACCUACUCAAACAAACAAAAUAUGAGUUCUUUCCCAGUGCAAAAUGGCACUUGGACUUCUGAACAUAUGCACAGACCUCCAGCUCCGCCUCUGCCUACACUUCCACCCAUCAGAGAUAAAUGUAUGUCUCAAGAUGGACUACCAAACACAGGGUGUCCUGUGCCAACUUCCGAGGUCCAGAAUAUUUUAAAUGCUUUGCAUAUCUUAAAAGCCAACAAAAUGAUCCCGACGGAAGCAAAUAUAGUCGAUUGUAUUCGAUAUGGUGAAAUGAGUUUCCAAAAUUUUGACAUUAAGGCAGCCUUAGAUUAUGCUAUCCAACAUAAACAUGUUGUGAAGCAUAUGUUGGGCGGUAAUUUAACUUUAUAUGUAGGAAAAAAUAUUGCACUCUGGAAAUGGGUGAAUACUAUGGAUGUUCAUGCAAAACAUCCCCAGGCAACUUGGGAUGCUGUUCUUAAAUUUCUAUCGUCAGUAGAAGGGCAUCAUUCGGUUAUGACAUCACCAAGCAGGUAUCGAGCAGCAACAUGUAUUAGAGAAUCAUGCCUGAAUCAUCUUGCUUUAGGUGAAGUUCUUCAGAUAUUACAAGCAAUAACUGAUGUGAAAAAGUGGAUUAUGCCUCACCGAUCGGGUUGGCAGCCAUUAUCUUUCAGUUUGCCAGAUACUGAGAAGAAAGCAAAUACAGGUGUGACUGGCAAAUCUUGAGAUGCUCUCCUAAACUAUGAUGCAAAAAAUUAUCUGAAUGCAAUUCGAGUAUGGCGCACCUGUGAAUGGAUGCAUUAGUACAUGUAAUGCAUACUGUGCUUUUGACUAUCAUGAAUGCUAAUUUCAUAAUCACUUGACGUUUGGUAUUGAUCCUGUAUUUAUUGUUCUUAGAUUUCAUAUCUAAGCAAGA